Molecule: messenger RNA, 656 nt
Organism: Geodia barretti
Lineage: Eukaryota; Metazoa; Porifera; Demospongiae; Tetractinellida; Geodiidae
Source: the annotation of a GenBank genome assembly
AAAUGCGGCGGUUCCGCUCACGGUGCAAGCACCGGCUCCCCUGCGAGCCUUAGCUGCUGCACGCUAAAUUGAGCUGCAGGAGUAGCGCCCUGCUAUAAGCUCGCCUCUGCCCGGGUUGGUUGUUAGAAGGUACGCCCAGGCACUCGGGUCGAUUAAAGUCGGUCCGAGGAUAGCCUGUCCUUCCCUAACCUGGAGCAAUCCCGCCAUACGAUGCCGGUUGUUGCCGGCUGCCGUGCGAAGUGGCGUGCGCGCACGGGGAGAACCUGAAGGAGAACAAUAUGCGCGAAAUAUUAAGAUCUAAGAUUCACCGAUGUUGGGUAACCGGAUCCAAUCUGGAUUACGUUGGAAGCAUCAUCAUUGAUCGCGAACUGAUGGAAAAAGCCGAUAUCUGGGAGUUUGAAAAGGUAGUCAUCUGUAACGCCAACAACGGCAACCGUUGGGAAACCUACGCCCUGCCCGGCGAACGCGGUAGCGGCACGAUUUCAGUGCAGGGCCCGGGUGCCCGUAUGUGUCACAAGGGCGACUGUCUGGUCAUCCUGUCUUACGAGGUUACCGACCAUCCGGUGGAACCGCGCAUGAUCCUGACCGACGAGAACAACCGAUUCCUGGAAUAUAUUGAAGGGGCGAUGUAUGCCGAACCCGCGUCGAUUUUCUGA